AUGCAACAGAGUGCACAACAAUCUAUCCUCGUCGUGUUCCAGUCGUUUCUUCUCACUCUCGCUCAAACUCUUGUACCUGUGAAUGCAAGUAAAUUCGAAAUCACGGAAAUGUCUAAAUCAUGAACGUGUCAAUCGUCUUCGUUGCUCACCUCUCCAUCAUUUCUCUAGGGCCUUGAUCCAUGCCGAUCAUGUCCCUUUCUUGAGACACCGCGUCCAGAAACGCGUCCUCCCAAAAUUGCAUCUGGUCCCAAAGCGAAGAUCUUUCUUUCCCUAACAAGCCUGCGUGGAGAAUUAUUUCUUACUUGUGAAAGUACAUAAAAUAAUGUUAUUGAAUUUUAUGUAUAAAUAUAGUAAUAUUAUUAUUAAGUCGCUUUAAAUUUUAGUAGAAUGAUAAAAGAUUGGUAGCUAGGUUUCGUAGCAGGAAGAAAAUUUUACAAACAAGGAGGAUAAUUCAAGGUAUAAUAUGAAAUAGAGAAAUGUUAAAAGAAUCAAUUAUGAAAUGAUCAUAAUAAAUUUUCAGUAAAUUUAUAUUUUUGUGAACGUAACUAAAUAAUAGAGAUUUCUAGCUGUCAAAGAUUAUAACGAGUACUUUGAAUAUUUUAUAUAUUUCUGCAUAUUAAACAUAUUCUGCGUAUUUGUAGUACGCAUUUUUAAAUUUCGUACAAACACCUAAUUGUAAGCUUAAUAAUCAGAAAAGGGAAAAACAGAAAAUAUACUAUUUAGACUAGUUAUAUUAAAUAUGUUAGAUUAAUAGAUUAAUAUAUUGAACAUUAUAUUACUUAAUAUUAUUUAAUACAUAUAGAAAAAUAUAUUGAAAAUAUAUUAUAAUAAAGAGACAAGAGGAAAGUAAUCAGAAUAAAAAAAAAAAGAUAUUAAAGAGAAAUAUUUAGAUAGUGGUUAUUCAUCUGUUUAAUCAAAUACUGGAAGAUUUAGCUCUACCUUCGAAUAAAUAAGUUCUUGCAGCCUCUGGACUAGGAGCAGUUGUGGUUGGUACCAAGCUUCCUCCAUGGUACCGGAAACCGGUGCUCAAGGAAGACUUGCUCGACCAGACACUUCCCGUUCGUUGCUUCGGUUGUCUCGAAAACUGAAAUCACAAUGCAGUAUAAUUCUCUCGAAUAGUUUUCAACAAAAGAAAUUCUCAAAGAAUGCACAAUUUUUAUCAAAAAGCAGCGCCCUCAAACUAUCAACAGUGAAUCACGUGUGUACCAACAGCAAUUGCGAAAAGCUUCAUCUUUUCAUUAGUGCAAACACUAAUCUAAUGACCAUGGAUGCAAAACAUGCUGCAUGGUGGUGGCUGGUCUUGCCAGAAGGGUAGAAAAGAUAAAGGAACUAAAGCAAGGGUUGGAGGACUAUUCAGGAAAACUACACGCCGUUGAGUGCGAUGUGUCGAAAGAGGAAAGCGUAAUCGCUGCUUUCGCAUGGGUGCAAGAAAAUCUUGGACCCGCGAGCGUGUUGGUGAACAACGCUGGAAUAACCAAAGAAUCUUCUCUUAUAGAUGGCAAUCUAGAAGAUUGGCGUGCAGUAUUCGACGUGAACGUUCUCGGAUUGUGUCUCUGCACUAAAGAAGCAAUUCGCACAAUGCGAGAAGCAGGCGGAGAAGGUGUUAUUAUCAACGUGAAUAGCCUGGCGGGUGAAAGAGUGCCUUUUAUACCUGGUUUCUCUGUUUAUCCAGCUUCGAAGAGAGCCGUUACUGCUCUGGCACAGACUCUGCGACACGAGCUCACAGGAACCCAAAUUAGGGUCACGGGAAUUAGCCCAGGACUAGUGGCCACAGAGUUAAUGGUAUCAUAUAGCACGUAUUCCGAGGAAGCACUAGCGUCAUUCCCUACUCUAGACCCAGAAGAUGUUGCAACAGCUGCAAUAUACAUUUUAUCGUGCGCUCCACAUGUUGUCUUACGAGAAUUAUGGAGUUAUUACAAACCGGUGAAGAAGAGACAGGAAAUGCAAGAAGCGAAACGUUUGUUUAGAGAAGCGAGUAACCUUCUGAAGGAAGAGGAACAAUUGAAGAAAGCUUGUCGUUUAGUUAACAAAGGAUUAUUUUACAAUCCGAGCUUUCAUGCACUUUAUGCUUUGAAAGGAGACAUUCAAUUACUUCAAGGAAACUGGAGGAAAGCUAUCAUAAGCUACGAGAAUGCAAAGUUGAUGGCUAGAUUCGACCAUAGAGUGUCAAAACAAGAGAUAAAAAAUAUAUACAAUAAACAACUGAUGGAAGCCUACAUGAAAAGGGGAGAUUGGAAUAGCAAAAACAAUUUGUUAAUUGAAGCUCUAGCUGAUUAUGAACAAAUUUUCCUCUAUAAAUUGUCUGGAAUCGAUAUGACGGAAGUACAAGAUAAAUUGUUAGAUAUUAUUCGUAAGUUGAACAAAUACAACAUGUUUCAAAUAUAUUGGAACAAAUUUAUGAAAAGUCCCGAUCCCCUGAGGAUCUCUGAUUUAUUGGCCAUACACGCAGAAUAUAAAAUUAAUCUACGAGAAAUGGGAAUUGCUAGGCACAUGCUUCUGAAAGCUCUGAAUCUUAACGAGGAUCAUAAGAAGGCUAAGGAAUUGUUACAAAUUGUAUUUAGCACUGGUCACACAUUAGCGACACAUAGUAUUAUAUGGUGCAUGCACAAUUGUUACGACAAAGCUUUGAUUAUAGUCGAAAAAGCACUAGAUUGUAAUCCGUAUAAUCCCGGAUUCAAUUUAUUAAAAACGAUAGUGCUACGGCUAUCUGGCCGCUUCGAAGAAGCAAAUUCUUGGUUAAAAAGCCUUAGCGAUAAUUUCUACAAAUUAAUGGAACCGACGAAAGAUAAGGAAAAAUCGAUAAUGGGAAACAUUUCUAUCAACGAAGCGAGGAACCACCUGAUCAAACAAUGGUAUUUAAUACGAUACGAUAUGGCGAUGCAAUGCAUGCUGGAGGACAAACUCGACGCAGCUGUACGAAUUGUCCACAAAAGCAACUUGGUCAAACACUACACGGAACCGUAUAUAUUAUUAGGUGAUUAUUUUCUUAAGAACAAAAACACCGAUAGGGCAUUGAAAUCGUAUCUAAAAUGCCGGAAAAAGAUGCGCGAGCUGCAACAACCAAUUUCUCGGAAAACAAUCGAUCUAACAGAACGAAUAAUCAAUAUCCUGAAUAAUGAGGCAGAAAUAGCGAUGAACAAGGGACGUACGAAAAAUGCCGUGGAUAUAGCUACACAAGCACUUUGUAUACUCGACGAAGACAAAAUACCGUUACAGGAAUUACGUUUGCAGCGUGGCCGUGCCCUUUUACACAAGGCUCAUGGCUUAUUUCAAAUUGAAAAUAAACAGAAAAUACAAAGAAAGAAACAAAGCUGUGAAACGGCAGCCGACGGUUUGCGAUUCGUUCGCGAACUAAACGAGGAUUUGUAUCAAACCUUGUAUCGCGAUAGAAAUAUCGAAGGAAUUAUCGAUCGAUUUGCACCGACUCGAGAAUUACCGCGAUCUUUGAAAAUACUUAUGCAAUUUUCUUAA
Molecule: messenger RNA, 3471 nt
Organism: Heterotrigona itama
Lineage: Eukaryota; Metazoa; Arthropoda; Insecta; Hymenoptera; Apidae
Source: the annotation of a GenBank genome assembly